AUGUCAAAUUCCAAAUAUGCUCCCGAAAAGGAGGGAUCAAAAAAACAUAUUGAUUACAGUUUACAAUUUAAUCGAUGGUUUCUUAAGCCAAUCGGUGCGUGGCCAAAAAAAAAUACAUCGAGUUCAGUGUGUAAAAUCAUGAUAUUAUUACAAAUUUUCAUUUGUUCAAGCAUAAUAGCAGUCCCAACGAUACCGUGUUUAUUAUAUGUGCUAUUUGAGGCAGAGAAUAUCCAGCAAAAACUAAAUACCAUGAUGCCACUAAUCAACAGAUUUAUGAGCUCGAUGCAUUACUGGGUGUUGCUCAAACGUAGAGAUGACAUUCACAAAUUGAUACGACAUAUGGAGACGGACUGGAAUACCGUGCAAAGGAUCAAUGAACGUGAAGUGAUGUUACAACAUGCCAAGUUCGGCCGUUUCAUUACCAUAAUCUGUGGGAUAAUGCUGCAGGGCGGUUGCCUAUUGUUCGCCCUAAGACAAUCGAUGAAAACUGCUACCAUUACCAUUGGCAACGAGACUUUUACAACGCAUCUGACAACGUGUCCGAUUUAUAGCAAAAUCAUCGAUACGAGAUUUACCCCUCUGAAUGAAAUCGCGUUGGUACUGCAAAACCUGGUAAUAUUAGUAAUAAGUUUCUGUACUGCCGGUGGUUGCAGUCUGGCUGCUGUCUUCGCAAUACAUGCUUGUGGUCAGUUGAAUGUUCUGUACGCGUGGUUACAUGAACUAGUUGAAAACAAUGCGAAGGGAAAUGAUAAGACUGAACAAAAACUGGCUGCUAUAGUAGAACAUCAUCUUAGAAUAUUGAGUUUUAUAUCACAAGUGGAAAGCAUUAUGCACAAAGCCGCUCUUGUGGAAUUAACGGGAUGCACGAUAAUUAUGUCCUUGCUUGGAUAUUAUACUAUUAUGGCUUGGGAAACACUUGAUACGGCAAAAGUAACAUCUUCCCUUAUUGUAUAUUUAUCAAUGGGUUUCAAUAUAUUUAUAUUCUGCUACAUCGGAGAGAUUAUCACAGAACAGUGCAAACUUGUUGGGGAAAUGGCAUAUAUGACUGACUGGUAUAAUCUACAUCAUAAAACCGCACGUAGUCUUAUUCUGAUCAUCGCUCGAUCGAAUGACGUAAUUAAGAUCACAGCAGGAAAAUUAUUCCGUUUGUCUAUCGCAACAUUUGGUAAUGUAAUUAAAACUUCUGUGGUAUAUUUAAAUUUCUUGCGAACAAUGACUACAGCGCUUCUUCAUAUUCCGAUGAGUUAUCGUCCAUGGCAGUACAUUGUGUGCCUUCGUGCAGCGAUCAUGUCAAAUUCCAAAUGUGCACUAGGAAGCGACAGGCUAAAGAAACAUAUCGAUUACAAUUUACAGUUUAAUCAUUGGCUUCUCAAGCCGAUCGGUGCGUGGCCACAAAAGAAUGCAUCGAGUUCAUUAUGCAAACUCAUGAUAUUACUACAAAUUUUCAUUUGUUCAAGCCUAAUAGCAGUCACAACGAUACCGUGUUUAUUGUAUGUAUUAUUUGAGAAACAGAAUAUCAAGCAAAAAUUGAAUGCAGUGGGACCAGUGAUCAACAGAUUUGUGAGCUCAGUACAAUACUGGGUGUUACUCAAGCGUAGUGGUGACAUUAAAAAAUUAAUGCGACAUAUGGAGACAGACUGGAAUAUCGUGCAAAGUAUCGAUGAACGUGAAGUGAUGUUACAACAUGCCAAGUUCGGUCGUUUCAUUACCGUAAUCUGUGGGAUAAUGCUGCAGGGCGGUUACUUAUUGUUCGCCCUAAGACAAUCGAUGAAAACUGCUACCAUCACUAUUGGCAACGAGACUUUUACAACGCAUCUGACAACGUGUCCGAUUUAUAGCAAAAUCAUCGAUACGAGAUUUACCCCUCUGAAUGAAAUCGCAUUGGUACUGCAAAACCUGGUAAUAUUAGUAAUAGGUUUCUGUACUGCCGGUGGUUGCAGUUUGGCUGCUGUCUUCGCGAUACAUGCUUGUGGUCAGUUGAACGUUCUGUACGCGUGGUUACAUGAACUAGUUGAAAACAAUGCGAAGGGAAAUGAUAAAGCUGAACAAAAACUGGCUGCUAUAGUAGAACAUCAUCUUAGAAUAUUGAGUUUUAUAUCACAAGUGGAAAGCAUUAUGCAUAAAGCUGCUCUUGUGCAAUUAACGGGAUGCACGAUAACCAUGUCCUUGCUUGGAUAUUAUACUAUUAUGGCCUGGGAAACACUUGACACGGCAAAAGUAACAACCUCCCUUAUUGUAUAUUUAUCGCUGGGUUUCAAUAUAUUUAUAUUCUGCUACAUCGGAGAGAUUAUCACAGAACAAUGCAAACUUGUCGGGGAAAUGGCAUAUAUGACUGACUGGUAUAAUCUACAUCAUAAAACCGCACGUAGUCUUAUUCUGAUCAUCGCUCGAUCGAAUGACGUAAUUAAGAUCACAGCAGGAAAAUUAUUCCGUUUGUCUAUCGCAACAUUUGGUAAUGUAAUUAAAACUUCUGUGGUAUAUUUAAAUUUCUUGCGAACAAUGACUACAUAA
Molecule: messenger RNA, 2511 nt
Organism: Mycetomoellerius zeteki
Lineage: Eukaryota; Metazoa; Arthropoda; Insecta; Hymenoptera; Formicidae
Exons: 10
Coding region: 1-2511 (836 amino acids)
Biological process (GO): detection of chemical stimulus involved in sensory perception of smell; sensory perception of smell
Cellular component (GO): plasma membrane
Molecular function (GO): olfactory receptor activity; odorant binding
Source: RefSeq, a predicted model, not a curated record